This is a messenger RNA of Centropristis striata (black sea bass), 2537 nucleotides long. RefSeq names its product galactose-3-O-sulfotransferase 1a (gene gal3st1a). Bases 356 to 1666 code for a protein of 436 amino acids. The record is from RefSeq and is a predicted model, not a curated record. Gene Ontology annotation, cellular component: membrane. The transcript is spliced from 3 exons. Lineage: Eukaryota; Metazoa; Chordata; Actinopteri; Perciformes; Serranidae. Gene Ontology annotation, biological process: myelination; galactosylceramide biosynthetic process. Gene Ontology annotation, molecular function: galactosylceramide sulfotransferase activity.
GACACAGACCCUGACGUCACAGGUGGCUAGAUGAGCCUCCCUGCAGAGCUUAAUUCAGCGCGAUCAGUUUUUGGAAUUGAAAGUUGAGGGGGAGGCGGCAGGUGGCCCGAGGCAUCAGGUGUGCAUGCAGGGAGAAAGAGGAGAAGAGGAGCAGAUGAAUGAGCUCCGUAGCCCUGGGAAUGUGAUAAGGGGAGCGCAGGACUGUGCCGGGUCUAUAACAGCAUGUGUAUGUCAAGAUCAGACAUAAGAACGGCUGCAGGAGGGAGGUCAACUUUUAUUGGUCAUCUGGAGCUUGAUGCAGGGGAGGACAAUGCAGUUGGACAAGAAACACUUCAAUUAGUUUCUCUUUGGAUUUAUGCAUGAAGGCAAUCCUUCAUUCUGUUGGACCAUGGCUAUCAAGCAAAGGAGGCACUGGAGGUCCAUGUGCAAAGGCCUGGUGCUGGGAACUCUCCUGACCAGCUGCAUGAUCCUGCUCUACUGCCUCUCCACUCCACAGAUCCACCUCAGUCUGCCUGAGGUUCCAGUGCCUUACUCCUGUGCCCACCGCCCAUCCCAGAUCCACCACAAACCCACCACAAACAGCUCACAACAAACCACGGGUCAGACCUGCGCUCCUAAAGUGGAUAUCAUGUUCAUGAAGACGCACAAAACAGCCAGCAGCACCUUCCUCAACAUCCUUUUCCGCUUUGGAGAAAAGCACCGGCUGAAAUUUGCCUUCCCUGACAGCAGAAAUGACUUCUUCUAUCCUUCCCUUUUCCAGCGCUCCCAGGUUAAAGACUACAGACCUGGAAUGUGCUUUAAUAUUAUCUGUAAUCACAUGCGUUUCAAUGCACCCGAGGUGGCCAAGCUGCUACCUAUGGACACCUCCUACAUCACUAUUCUGCGAGACCCCGCAGAGCUUUUUGAGUCGUCCUUCCACUACUUUGGCCGGCUGGUGCCUUUUACCUGGAAGAUACCAGGUGAUGACAAGCUGACCGAGUUUCUACGUGACCCCCAUUACUACUUUGAUCCAGAGGGCUUCAACUCUUUCUACCUCAAGAAUCUGCUGUUCUUCGACUUUGGACAGGACAACACUCUGGAGCUGGAUGAUCAGCGGGUAGAAGAGGGAAUCAGAUUCAUCACUGGCCGUUUUCAGCUGGUCAUGUUGGUGGAGUACUUUGAGGAAUCACUCAUUCUGCUCAAGGACGCCCUCUGCUGGGAGAUGGACGACGUGCUCUUCUUCAAGCUCAACGCCCGCAAGGGGUCCACAGUGUCCAAACUCACCCCUGAGCUGAGGGCCAGGGCUCUUGAGUGGAACGCUAUUGACUGGAAGCUAUACCAGCAUUUCAACCAGACCUUCUGGAAGAAAGUAGAUGCAUAUGGAUGGCAGAGGAUGGCUGAAGACGUGGCAGAGCUCAGGAGAAGGAACGCUGAGAUGGCGUCUAUCUGCAUCGAGGGCGGUCAGGCUGUAGAAGCUGGCAGCAUCCAAGAGACGGCCAUGCAGCCCUGGCAGCCCAUCGGAGAGAAGUCCAUCAUGGGCUAUAACCUGAAGAAGAAUGUGGACAAGGUGCAUCGGAAGUUGUGCCGAAAGAUGUUGAUGCCAGAGCUUCAGUACUUAACUGAGCUUGGGGUAAACCUGUGGAUCACCAAGCUGUGGGGCCAUGUCCGAGAUAUCAUUAACUGGUGACUAGAUGUGUGAGCAAGGGGGCCAAUUGAACUCUGCUAGAGAGAAGAGAAAUCUGACUGUGUGGCUGAUAGAGCGAAAGGUUCAUUAAUUCACCUCAAAAUCAGAAAAACAAAUGUUUCCUCUUACCUGUAAUGCUAUUUAUCAAUCUAGAUUGUUUUGUGUGAGUGUUCAAGAUAUCGGCUGUUGAAAUGUUGGCACAUUUGAAAAACUUUCUUUCCAGAAAUCUCAACCCGGAUACUCAAGAUAAUCCACAGACCUUGUUGCAAGCAGACUCAUGGAGGAACUAUUUUCUUUCAAGUGUAGUUCCUACACGAAGCAGCUCACAGCAAGAUCUGUGGAUUAUCUUGAGUAAACAGUUUAUGAUUUCACACGGGACACAAACAAGACAAGAACAUCGGUUUGCUCGGUGAAAAGUCCGGUGUCUGUUUGACCCUUUCAACCACCUCCUCAUGCAGGCUGUGACACUUACAUCAACAGCCCGGUGCUAGAGCUGAAGGGUGCUGAAAAUGUUGGAUAUUAACAUAUCUGUGGCUUCUAGAGACAUACCAUGCCAAUAUUUUUUUAUAGUGACUGUGCUGCUAUAGCUGAUUUCACAAUCUAGAUUGGUUAAAACUAAAAUCUCAGGUAAGAGGAAGAAUACAUUUUUGAUUUGGGGAUGAUCUGUCCCUUUAAAGGUUUCUGUCACAUUUCAAUCUUACAACAUUUCAUCCACAUUGACUUGUUUGCGUUUCACAUGACUGUGCACUGUAAUGUAUCUGAAAGGUGCUUGAGAAAAAUAUAUUGUAGACCUCACAAUGUACAAAUACUGAACCAGUUUACCCCAUGUAUAGAUGAGGCAUUGCUUGUUCUGUGUUCUAUGUUUGUGAGUCAA